AUGUUGUUCCAAAUUGUAUUCUACAUAUUUGUAAUUAUUAUCCUAGUCACUAUUGCUAUUAUCUAUUUAAAAAUAAUUCGCCCUGAGAAAUAUAUCUAUGAUAUAUUUCGUGCACAAGGUAUCAAGGGUAAACCAUUUGUGCCUUUAAUUGGUCAACUUCCUGAAAUCCGUCGAUAUCGACAGAAUGACACAUUUAUGGCUUUUCUUGAAUCUUUAGCACAAAAAUAUGGAAAUAUAUGUUUAUUCUGUUUUGGUCCAUUAACACGUCUUGUCGUUAGUGAACCGGAUUUACUUGCCGAUAUAUUUAGUCGAACAAAUGUACAAAAUUAUACUAAACCACCUUUAUUUGAUACUGUCUUGGUUCCUAUUAUUGGUAAACAUAAUUUAUUAGUAGCUGAAGGUGAUGAACAUGAACGAGCACGACGUAUGAUUAAUCCUGCUUUUUAUCAUACGAAUCUUAAAUCAAUGAUUCCAAUUAUGACCGAUCAAACUGCUAAAACUAUUCAAAGACUUUUUCAAACAUCAACUUUAGAUCAACAAGAACAAAUAUCAAUUGAUCUACAAAAUCAAUUUAAUGCACUUACACUAUCUAUUAUAGCAUCGAGUGCAUUUGGUACAUGUGUUGAAACAAUUACAAAUGCUCAAGAGAUUAUUAAUAAAACAUUUGGUGAAGUACUUGAAGCUAUUCUCUAUCGUUCAUUACAUAUGAUUAAUCAAAUACCUUUUAUAUCAAAAUUUCCUUUCUGGAAGAAAACUAUUGUUGAUAAUGGAGGUCGAAUGAUAGCUGAGUUGGUUGAUAAAAUAAUUGCUGAUCGACGACAAGGACAUUCAAGUAGUCUAUCUAAUGGUCCUGAUCUUCUUGAUUUACUUCUUUCAGCUGUUGAUAAUGAAGGAAAACCAUUUUCUGAUCAAGAAAUUAAAGAUCAAGCUCUUACAUUUGUAUUAGCUGGAAGUGAAACUACUGGUAAUCUUAUGACAUGGAUGUUUUAUGUUUUAAUGACUCAUGACGAUAUUUUUGAAGCUUGUCGAGAAGAAAUCGAUAGAGUUUUACCUAAUGGUAUAGAACCUACGAAUGAAAAUCUUUCAGAAUUAGUCAUAUGUGAAGCUAUAAUCAAUGAAACACUUCGUCUUUAUCCACCGGCUGCAGUCUUUACACGUUAUUGCAUACGAGAACAUACAAUUGGCAGUGAGAAUAAAUUACGUAUACCCGUCGGAGCAACUAUUAUUGUGAAUAACUAUGUUCUUCAUCGUCGAAGUGAUUUAUGGCCUCGCUCAGAAGAAUUUGAUUAUACACGUUGGAUGCGUGAUCCUAAAACAGGUUUGAAACCAAAAUUACUUCAUCCAUUUGCUUUUCUACCAUUUGCUAUCGGUCCACGUAAUUGUAUUGGACAAAAUUUUGCUAUAUUAGAAGCAAAAAUUAUUUUAGCUAUGUUUGUUCAACGAUGUAACUUUGAAAUUAUACCAGGACAAAAAAUAGUACCGGAUUUAAAAAUUACAAUGCGACCAAAAUAUGGUCUUUUAGCAAAAAUUAGUAGACGAUAA
Molecule: messenger RNA, 1542 nt
Organism: Rotaria sp. Silwood2
Lineage: Eukaryota; Metazoa; Rotifera; Eurotatoria; Philodinida; Philodinidae
Source: the annotation of a GenBank genome assembly